CACUUUUGACCAUGUGGAGUCUACCAGCUACAGCCCAGCUCACCCUCGAUGCCAACCUAGUUAACACCACCCAAAAAUUGCUAGCCAAGCCUACCAUUACAGUCAGCCAUGACUCCGUCAUAGAGCACAAAGAAAAUGUGAGCUUCCACUGUGACACCAAUGACGUCAACAUUACCAUCCACUGGGUCUCCAACAACCUCCCCCUGGUGAUCCACGAGCGUAUGCAUCUGUCAGCAGAUGGCAAGACCCUCACCAUCCUCACUGUCCACCGAGAGGACUUCGGAACUUACCAAUGUAAAGUCCAGAGUGGAGUCCAGUUCCAGAACAGUAAUCUCAUCUGCCUGACUGUGAACUAUGGUCCUGACACCAUAGAAAUCAAGUUGCAGCCUGGUGUACCCAAUGGGAAGGUGGUUGAGGUGAUGGAGGGCUCCACCAUGACCUUCUCAGUGGAGACACAGUCUUACCCACUCCCUGCCUUUUCUUUCCUCCCCAAUGACUCUGUCCAAUCUUCUACUAUAACCACAUUCACCAUCCAGCUGCAUCCAGGACACAAGGGCAUGUAUAAGUGCUUGGUGUCCAGUAAUGUCACCCAACUGUCCCGCCUGGGUACUCUUGAAGUCCGAGUCCUCGGGCCCUAUGAAUGCGAGAUCUGGAACUGGGGCAGCCGGAUGCAGAGUGACCCGCUCAAAUUAACCAUCCACU
Talpa occidentalis (Iberian mole) is the source of this 702-nucleotide messenger RNA. Its product is annotated as carcinoembryonic antigen-related cell adhesion molecule 20-like. The record is from RefSeq and is a predicted model, not a curated record. Lineage: Eukaryota; Metazoa; Chordata; Mammalia; Eulipotyphla; Talpidae. The annotation marks the transcript as partial. The transcript has 4 exons.